AUGCUGAACGAGGGGAGCGCGGGGCCCAGCUUCGCUGCCCCAUCCACCUCGGCCAUCCCGACCGCGGGUAUUGGCCGGAUUCUGAGCACGAAGGUGGUGAAAGUGCCUGCGCCGAAUAGGAAUCGCAUACACACGCCCUAUCAAAACCAGAUGAACCCUCUAUCCGGCACCAUUCAAAAGAAACACUACACCAUUAACGUGCCGAUGCCAGGCAUAAAACCGAAAGAAUUCCCCGGCAUCGAGGGUCUGCGCGAGAUGAAGAAAUUGAGAAGGAUCGCCGUCGUUCCCACCGUGCCGCAAUCGCUGUCGUGUGAAACCAUCUUCAUCACGCAGCCGUUGCGUAACGCCCAGAAGACGCGCUAUGUGCUGCGAAUCCCGAAAAGACACGGGGGCGACCAGAUGGCCCAGCCGAUCACUAUCCCGCAGCAACAUUCUCCGAACGAGCCAAUACAUUGGAACGACGCGCCGCUGCUGGAAUAUCACUGUGUUCACAGCCAAUGCUUUUGGAAGGGAAAAACCGAGCAAGAGUUUACGGAGCAUAUGCGACGGCGGCAUCCCGAUGAUUUUGAUCAGAAAAAUAUCCCGGCUUCUCAGAAGCGCUCGUCAGGGGUCCGCUGCUCUGAAUGUGACGCAAUCGUCUAUUCUCGAGCCCUAUUGCUGAAGCAUAUGGGAACAGCGCACGGGAUAGCUCUACCCUCUUUUUCAAGGGUCUUCCAGACCGAAAGUGAUUUGCAGACAUGGCUACGAAAUGUUCGUGAAGCGUUUUGCGUGGAUUUUGUGACCGGCUCGGGUCCGAAGCAAUGGUCCAGCGGGGCCAGGAUCUCAUACCUAGUUUGUUCGAGGACCGGUGACGUGAAGGAGCGUCGGACCAAGAAAUUCUGUCGCCCCACAAGGUCGACAAUAAAAUGCGGAAAAACGUGCACUGCCUACCUAAAGACGCGAAAAGCUGAAGGUGAAGACGAGCUUGCGCCAUUUGUCGUGGAAGGAUGCCUUUAUCAUACCGGCCACAACAUUGAUCCCAAUAGAAUCGUCUUAACCGGCGAAGAAAUGGAAUCCAUAUGUGCGGCCGGCGAGAAAUUCGGCGAAAUGGUAUUGAACUAUCCAAUUCACGAAAUAAGAGAGCUUCUUGGUCCAACCGCUCCCCGUUUCCGUCUAAUAGAUGAUAGUGAACUGCUAGAAGUCCUUCCAAAGUGGAUCGAACAGUCUCUGGAGUGGAAGUAUAAGGCCGACCGGCGUACCGAAGCUGACCAACUUGCCGAUACAUUGGCCGUAUACGACUCGAGUAGAGCAGCUCAUGAGAUGAACGGUCAACAAAUUUCGUUCGGGAGGCAGCCGGAUGGGUACCGGCAUGACCAAUACAGUUAUGAGCUUUUGGAGGAGGAUCAGGAGAUGAGCGGCAUCCUCUACGAAUCCGUGCUAAACCCCGAAAACGAAAAUGAAUCUGAAGAUGAACACAUCAUUAACGUGACCGACGACUUUGACGAUAUG
Molecule: messenger RNA, 1488 nt
Organism: Mesorhabditis spiculigera
Lineage: Eukaryota; Metazoa; Nematoda; Chromadorea; Rhabditida; Rhabditidae
Source: the annotation of a GenBank genome assembly